AUGGCUCGCGACGUGGUCCUUGCCGCCGUGUCUUUGAUAACCGCUUCUGCGAGGAACGUGGCCCUGGCAGAGCAAGCGUAUCGGUACCAGCGCAAUGAUUCUCGAGGGAAGGGCCCAGUGCUCCUUGAGGCACUGGGCGAGUUCGGUCACGGCCUUUGGCCUUGCUUCUUCGAGGAAGAAUGGCUUCCAUCCGAAACGCCGGAUGGAACCGAGCAGGGCUACGGAUACCGUCUCUGCGGCUUAGAAAUUCUUCAGCGGAGGCCGAGCUGCAUCGUCUACUCCUUCGGCUCGAAUGACGAGUUCGACUUCGAGGACGCCAUACUGGCACGGACGAAGUGCACCGUCCGUAUCUUCGAUCCCGCCCCCAGCAAGUCGUCGCACCCUCUUGCCCCCGCAGUGCUGCCGGUGGCGCUGGGUCGCACGGACGGGCUGGAAAUGCUGCGAUGGUGGGCGCAGUCUUUGCCGACCCCUACGCCGACGAGGACGCUGCAGUCCCUGAUGCGCGAGUUCGGUGAUGAGCAGAUCGACAUUCUGAAGGUCGACAUCGAAGGUGGCGAGCAUGCGCUUGUUGGCCAGGCCUGGCCUCGCGUGGGGCAGCUCGUCAUGGAGGUGCACCUGCAACCCCGCUUCACCUUCGACAUUGGCGACCUACGGCGACUGGUGCAUGCCGCUGAGGCUGCAGACCUGCGACUUUUCCACAUCGACCGUCCCUGGAAGUACUGUGGUUGCCGCACGGCGAGCGGAGUGUGGUGA
Messenger RNA from Symbiodinium sp. CCMP2592, 753 nucleotides. Lineage: Eukaryota; Dinophyceae; Suessiales; Symbiodiniaceae. The record is from the annotation of a GenBank genome assembly.